AUGGGUAUAUGGCAGGCGGCCCUUGUCAAGAUGGGCGUCGCGCAACCCGGCCCAAAGAUUACUGCGCAGGACCGCGCGAUUCUUGACCUCAAACUCCAACGCGAUAAACUGAAACAAUAUCAGCGCCGGUUGCAAGCUGUCCUCGACCGCGAGCGCGAGAUUGCAAAGGAGGCAUUGGCCAAGGGCGACAAGCGCCGCGCACUCCUGGCACUGAGGCAGAGGAAGUAUCAGGAACAAACGCUGGUGCAGACAGACCAGCAGCUCGCGACGUUGCAGGAUUUGGUCUCCUCGAUCGAGUUCACGCAGAUCCAAGCCGCGGUCGUACACGGUCUCGAACAGGGCUCAGCUGCCCUCAAGACGCUCCAAGCCGAAGUCAACCUCGAUCGCGUGGAGCGGAUCAUGGACGAAUCGCGCGAAGGAAUAGAGUACCAGCGCGAGAUUGAUGAGGCGCUGGCGUCAAGAAUGAGUCCAGAGGAGGAAGAGGAGGUGUUGAGAGAGCUCGAGGCGUUGCAGAGAGAACAGAUGCCCGCGAUUCCCGAGGUGCCAACGUCGGAUCCGGUUCACUUGCCCGAUGCGCCGACCAAGGAACCUACCGAGACGGAGCCGGCACAAGAGGAAGAACCGGUAGAGGCGCAGGACACAGGACGCGUCAUGUUGGCCGCGUAG
Messenger RNA from Cutaneotrichosporon cavernicola, 666 nucleotides. RefSeq lists its product as uncharacterized. NCBI's taxonomy places the organism in Eukaryota, Fungi, Basidiomycota, Tremellomycetes, Trichosporonales, Trichosporonaceae. The record is from RefSeq and is a predicted model, not a curated record. The coding region runs from base 1 to 666 and encodes 221 amino acids. Gene Ontology annotation, biological process: vesicle budding from membrane; late endosome to vacuole transport via multivesicular body sorting pathway. The transcript has 7 exons. Gene Ontology annotation, cellular component: multivesicular body; ESCRT III complex.